Molecule: messenger RNA, 3835 nt
Organism: Anopheles merus
Lineage: Eukaryota; Metazoa; Arthropoda; Insecta; Diptera; Culicidae
Product: leucine-rich repeat extensin-like protein 1
Exons: 5
Coding region: 379-1788 (469 amino acids)
Cellular component (GO): chitin-based extracellular matrix
Molecular function (GO): structural constituent of chitin-based larval cuticle
Source: RefSeq, a predicted model, not a curated record
CCCAGCGCUCGUGGGUCAGUGUUGCUUUGGCCAGCACUCGGUACGGUACACGGGUUACGUUUUCCAGUGUGGUCGCGCUCGCACAGUUCCGUGGUGUUGGGUGGCGAAGAAAAUUGAAAAAUUGCCCCCAAAGCCGGAAAGAAACGAAACGCAGCAGCAGCAGCAAUAAAACUAGGCGUGUGUACGGCUAAGCGCCGACGGUUAGUGCAAGUGGCAGGGCUGGGAAUCAAAGGUAGCACAGUGAGAGCGACGUAAAAAAAAAAAAACAACAACAUCAUCCUGGUGAUCGGUGCACCGGAACUGCAGUUUGGGGCGGAAACACACUACUCCGACACCAGGCGCGGGAAAGCGCUUGCACAGCGCACCCUACAUAUCAAAAUGAAGUCGACCGAAAAUAUGGGCAACAUUUUCCUGCUUCUGUUUGGAUUGCAUCUGGUUUACCUGGACGGGGCGAACGCCUCCUGGGGCUCGCCAGACAGCAACCAGUACCACAUACAGACGGAUGAAGGCCCCGAGCGGUACUUCCGCUACCAGACGGACAAUGGUCAGUUUCGGAAGGAGAAGCGCCUGCAAGAUGGCACGGUGAUCGGAACGGAUGCGUGGAUUGAUGCUUCCGGCUAUCUGCGCCAGAACGACUACAUCGCAGAUCACAAGGGCUAUAGGAUCUUGAAGUCCAAAACGGUGUACGUGGGUCAGAAUCGACCGAUACAGGACGCUAUUAAGGUGGCCAAAAACAAACCGGCCGAUUCGGGCGUCUUGGUACCGUCGGAUCCUUCUUACGAGCCGCCAGCACCACCAGCAUCCCCUCCACCUCAACCGCCCCAGCACCGCAGCCAACCCGCGAUCCAAUCGAUCGCCAUCAUCCCCUCCACUCCUGCUCCAAUUUCCGUCCAUUCGACUCCUUCGCUCAAUGGCGUCUUCAUCCGACCACACUCCCAACCACUCGGUCCUGGAUACCGUUCGUCACAGCAACCUGGCUCCUCCUCUUCCUCUCCACACCGCCACUACCCAUCAUCCGUAUCGUCCCGACCACCUUCCCUUGACAUCUACGUCCCCUCGACAACGUACACUCCGCUGCUGGGCAACGAGCUCUCCUCCACACCGAUCGCUGUCUACGCUCCCUCCUCAACUCCAUCGCCCCUUCGGGACGGUUCCGAAGCUCACCUUCCACCGCUCGUCAUCUACAACGGAAAUCCCUCGGUAGCGGUCGACCCAAGCGGGUACAUUGCGGCCACUACCUUCACACCACCGCAUCGACGCCGAAGACCCAUUAACCCCUCGGAACGACGCCGUCGCCCAUCGAGUGAACCGAUCCUAAUCACCUCCUCCCGCCCGUACAUCGAGAGCACGACCCGCGCCACAGUGAACCUAAAACCGCUCGUACAGCUCGAUUCCGGCAGCUCGAACCUGCUCGACCCGGCAUCGAUCGGCUUUAACCGGGAUCUGAUCGAUCCGCCGGCUCACCAACCGUACGACGACCAACACGUCCGCCGGUACUACGACGAGAAUGGGCAGGAGCUGCCGGUGCGACGGGCCGGCGAAAGCCACCCGUACGAUGGGGUGUCCGUCACGAACGAUGGCUUCCGGUACUAUCUGCCCCGGCAGUACCACGAAGAGCGCAACUCGGCCAGCGACACGCGGGACGGUUCGUUCGGGUACAUCGAUCCGUUCGGCAUACGGCGCGUCGUGUACUACAACACCGGCCCGAACAAGGGCUUUGUGCAUCGGAAGAACAAUCGCUUCGUCGGGUUCGAUGCGACACCGUACGAUCCGCGCCCGGUAGUGUAGCUUUGCUAGCUUUUAAACGCUUCAUCACACGCCUUGCUUCCUACAUUAUUUAUUUCAUCCCCUCUCCAGAUGAUACACUACACUAACACACGCUUCGCACGAGCGAAGGAUAGCUACUCAAAAGACGAUAGGGUAGUAAGGGUGCGCGCCUUUGAUGUAUGGUGGUGCAUUCUUCGUCAGCGCCUAACAUUGAUUUCAAAAAGUCACCGAAACAGAGGAACAGAGUGCCUUGGGGCUUGGGGCGGACAAAACGACAUCGACCGGUUGAUACAUGAUAAGUGGAUUAAAAUGUAUGUACAGAACUGGUCUGGCAGCUUCGAGCUGGGAGUUCUCCAAAGCUCAGAUUGGAGUUACAAAUCAGCUCUCUACGAAACGCACCGAACCUAAACACACAGUCACGUUGUCUCUUCGUCAUCUUCUCUCUUUUUGCAUCUUCGUUCGAACGUUGUCGUAACGUUGACCAUCGGCUUAAAAUUGGAUUUAUGUACAGACUGCUCUCGUUUGUGAUCUACAAGUUGCAGUUCUCGUAUAACAACAAAAACUACAGCAAAAUUGAUUCGUUACCACUGGGGGUACGGCAUCUCGACCGUAACGUCGCGUGCGUCUUUUGCGAUCUCCGCUUCGUAGUUACGUACCCGUAUGACGAAUGUGAGUGUGACACAUUCACCCUUCUGCUUCAGUGCAUUGUAUCACACGAUCUAAUUUGGCUGAUGAUUAAUGUCAUCACGUGCGGAAUGGCACAGAGUUGGAAGGUGUUUGAGUAAUGUGACGGGUGAUGUUGUUCCAAAGCGUCCUUCGUCGCAAUUCUUCUGAAGGUCCACUUUUGUAGAGCAUUUUAAGUCAUUUUUUUGUGUGGGUAGCGAUGGUAAACCGGAGCGAUGUGUUUAAUCCAAAAGCUUUUUGGCAAAUUACUUCAAAAUAGUGAUUCCAAAAAAGGAACAUGAUCAUCAAUCAGAUAAUGUCACUCGUGGAGUAUUUUAGGGCAGAUUUGCUUAAAAUAGAUAUCAAUUCUCGUUCGUCGACGUUGUCGUUGUGUCCUGCUCUACCCGCACCAGCUCUGUAAUCCUCCAUUCCAAUCUCCUCACGCCCAUUCUACCGUUAACCGUAACCGAUAAGUGCCGUCUUUGUUUUGCAAAAAUUGCCAUAAUUUUAAGUCUAGCUGUUGUAAAGUUGUAAACACAUAAGAGCUUUUGCAAAUAAGCAUUGUAAUGUACGGUUAGGGAGCGCUUCCGUUUUAACUUAUGAUCCAAUUAAUAUCCUUCUAUUUUAUUACCCCUUUUUAACCCAAUUCCCAAUGAAAUUCUCCCCAACAAUCGUUGCGUAAGUCAGCUUGAAAAUAGUUACGCAAAGCAAGAGCAAAAGCACACAAAGUAAUACAAAAAAAACCUAAUUGCCAUAUGUAAGCAGAACCGAACAGCUCGCUGUACCGUUUAGAAGGCAGAGUGAGUGAUUUUAUCAGUAUAAGUACACAUCUAAAACAUUCGCGCUUUGCUAAUAAAACCACAAAAGUGCGUCACCGUCGAACUCGAAAUCGAACUGCGCCCGCGCUCGCGCGCAUUAUAGGGGCCCGCUUUGCUUUUCUCCGUCAAUAGAUCUUCAUUUCCUCUUCCCGCUUAAGGACUGUUUGGUACGUGAAAAUAUGCAAAAAGGAAUCCAUUUCGCUUUACCCCCCAAAAAAAAAACUACACGCAAAAUUACGCUAUGGGAAAUGAACUUCCGUUACGGAGAAUGCCGCACUGUUCCGUCGUAGGCGCUACGGCGAUAGCCAACAUGGGCGGUAAUGUACGGAGAGCCGGCCGAUGUUAACACAACAAUCGAAACCAGCCAAUUUUAUGCUCGACUACGAGUGUACGAACAUUCACUCACACACACACGUCCCUAAUAAACUAUAAAUACCUCACACCGUACAGGGGGAUGGGGCGCGCUGUGGGUUGUGUACUGUACAAGGCACCCAACUUCCGUGUGGUGUACCAGCAGCAACAGCAUGAGGAGCAGAAGAGCAUGGCAUGUUUUUAAUAAAGUCCGGUCUGACCGCGUGAUCGAUUUA